Molecule: messenger RNA, 945 nt
Organism: Gigantopelta aegis
Lineage: Eukaryota; Metazoa; Mollusca; Gastropoda; Neomphalida; Peltospiridae
Product: dnaJ homolog subfamily B member 13-like
Cellular component (GO): cytosol
Molecular function (GO): protein-folding chaperone binding
Source: RefSeq, a predicted model, not a curated record
AUGGGAAAGGACUAUUAUGUUAUUUUAGGCAUCACAAGAAAUGCCUCAUUAUCUGAUGUACAAAAGGCAUAUCGUAAAUUAGCACUCAAGUAUCAUUCUGAUUGUAAUAAGGAUCCUGGUGCUACAGAAAAGUCAAAAGAAAUAGCAGAAGCUUAUGAUGUAUUGUGUAAUGCAUCUAGAAAAGCUAUUUAUGACAAGUUUGGAGAAGAAGGUUUGAAAAGAGGAAUUCCUAAUGCUGAAGGAGAAUUCUCAGAGGGUUACACUUUUCAUGGAGACGUCAAUAGAGUUUUUAAGUUCUUUGGUGAAAAUAACCCUUUUGCAGAUUUCUUUCAUCUUGAGAAUAACACUGAUAUUGAUGGUCAUGUCACCUUUGGUGGUCUCAAAGGUCGUGCUCAACCCAAACAAGAUCCACCUGUUGAACGAGAUCUACCACUUACAUUAGAGGAAGUUUAUAAUGGCUGUACAAAGAAAAUGAAAAUAUCACGAAAGGUUUUAAAUGAUGAUGGUCAUACAACAAGUACACGUGAGAAAAUAUUAACAAUUACAAUACAAAAAGGUUGGAAAGAAGGUACUCGUAUUACAUUCCCAAAAGAAGGAGAUCAAGGACCCAAUAAAAUCCCAGCUGACAUUGUCUUUAUAAUAAAAGACCAACCACACCCCCAAUAUCAUCGUGAAGGUCCUGACAUUAUCUACCAACCUAUCAUACCACUAGUCACUGCUUUGACAGGAGGUGCCAUUGACUUAACCACUUUAGAUGGACGUCAGAUAAGAGUACCUGUUACAGAUGUUAUCAGUCCUGGUCAUGAGACAAGAGUAAAAGGAGAAGGCAUGCCUUUAGUGGAUGAUCCAAAGAAUAAAGGAGACCUGGUCAUACAUUAUGAUGUCUCAUUUCCUACUGUACUUAAUCCACAACAGAAAACACUCAUUAGACAAGCACUAAUAUAA